UAUCGAUAAGUAUAAAAAUGAUCGGAAGACAUACAAAAUAAAUCAAAAAUUAUACAAAGAUAAACUUCAAACAAAAAAUUCAUCAACUCAGAAGAAAUGGCAAAAACAGUUGCAAAGCUCAUAUUUAUCCCUUCACCUGGAAUUGGUCAUAUCAAUUCCACAAUUCAGAUCGCCAAACUGCUUCUGAAGCGUGAUCAACGUCUUUCAAUAACCGUUUUUGUUAUCAAACCGCCUCCUGGAUCGGCUAUCACCAAUCACACGAAAUCGUUAACUAACAAAGCUUUGGGCCGCAUACACUUUGUUGAACUCCCUCAAGAUGAAGUUCUACCAAAACCUGACCCUGAAGCUCCCAUGACUUUCAUCAACCAAUUCAUCAAAUACCAUUGCAAGUAUGUUAGAAACUUUGUGAAAGACAUGAUGAAUCAAUCAAGUAAUUGUCAAGUCGUUGGGUUUGUUAUCGAUAUGUUCUGUGUCAGCAUGAUGGAUGUGGCUAAUGAGUUUAAUGUUCCAACCUAUGUAUAUUUUACUUCUAAUGCUGCUUUUCUUGGAUACAAAUUGCAUCUCCAAAGUCUUUUUGAUACCAAAAACCUGGACAUUUUCGAGCUGAGCAACUCAGACAGCCAGAUACGUGUUCCGAGCUUUGUCAAGUUGGUUCCCACAAAGGUCUUUCCUGCUGUGUACCAAACACAAGAAGGGUUGGACUUUCUUGUAUAUUGUAUUCGGAAAUUUAGAGAGACGAAAGCAAUCAUUGUUAAUACUUUCUUGGAGUUGGAGACACAUGCGAUUGAGUCGUUGUCUUCUGACAUUAGCUUCCCUCCGGUGUACGCGGUGGGACCUGUACUCAACCUAGAUGGUAUUUCUGGGGAAGUUCAAGACGAAGAUGUUAUGAAUUGGCUAGAUAGUCAGCCACCUUCUUCGGUAGUGUUCUUGUGUUUUGGAAGCAUUGGAAGUUUUGAUGAGAUUCAAGUGAAGGAGAUAGCGCGGGCUUUAGAGCAGAGUGGUCAACGUUUCGUGUGGUCCCUUCGUCGACCUUCUCAACCAGGGAAUGCAUUGGAAGCCACCAACGAUUAUGAAAAUCCACGAGUAGUAUUGCCAGAAGGAUUCCUAGAUCGCAUUGCUGGAGUAGGAAAGGUGAUUGGGUGGGCUCCACAGGUGGCGAUAUUAGCUCAUCCGGCAGUAGGAGGAUUUGUGUCCCAUUGUGGGUGGAACUCGAUGUUGGAAAGUAUAUGGUUUGGUGUACCAACAGCAACAUGGCCAAUGUACGCCGAGCAACAGAUGAAUGCAUUUGAAAUGGUGGUGGAGUUGGGAUUAGCCGUGGAGAUUAAACUGGAUUACAAGAAAGAUGUAUUUAAUCCGAAUCGUGAAGUGACCAUUGUCACAGCAGAGGAGAUACAGAACGGGAUACAACGACUAAUGGAGGACAGCAAGAUCAGAGCAAAUGUGAAAGAGAUAAGCAAAAUGAGUAGGGAGACGGUGACUCAGGGUGGUUCGUCUUAUGCUUCCAUUGGCUGCCUCAUUCAGGAUUUCAUGAGCAACCAAAAUGCUUUAUGAAGGUUUCUGAAUUUUAACAUCAAAGCAAGCUUUGAUAGCACUAUGUACUCUAUAACUUUGCCUAGUACACAGUUCUUAUAUAUGGAGUAUUUGAUAACUCAUUUUACUA
Molecule: messenger RNA, 1660 nt
Organism: Erigeron canadensis
Lineage: Eukaryota; Viridiplantae; Streptophyta; Magnoliopsida; Asterales; Asteraceae
Product: anthocyanidin 3-O-glucosyltransferase 2-like
Exons: 1
Coding region: 97-1551 (484 amino acids)
Molecular function (GO): UDP-glycosyltransferase activity
Source: RefSeq, a predicted model, not a curated record